Messenger RNA from Pelobates cultripes (western spadefoot toad), 38943 nucleotides. NCBI's taxonomy places the organism in Eukaryota, Metazoa, Chordata, Amphibia, Anura, Pelobatidae. The record is from the annotation of a GenBank genome assembly.
GUUACCAAUCUAACAUCAAGGUACAAUGUUUGCAUCAUGGCUUAUGGACAAACUGGAAGUGGGAAGACGUACACAAUGAUGGGUCCCCAUUGGGAAAAUGAAACUUCUAUUCUCAAUUCCAGCAACCAAGAACUUGGUAUAAUUCCAAGAGCAGCUGAAGAGCUCUUCAGGUAAUAAAUUAUGUGUUCUGUGUAUGUGUGUAUUUUAAACUAAGUAAAAAAAAAUGUAAUUACGACUAUAGCAUUUAAAUUAAACUGUCACCAAUAUGUCACAUAAACAUUUUCCUUUUAUAAAAUUAGAUAAUUUAAUGUAUCUGUGAAGUUGUAAAUGUAGUUUAUUUUUUUUUAAUAUAUUAUUUUACAUUGUAAUUAAAAUAUACAAUGUAAUUCUAAUGUAAUUAAUUACAUAAGUAAAUAUGUAUCUUGUUUAUGUGUAUAUUCUGUUUUGACACUGUAAUGUCAGCUGUUGUUAGAUUAAAAAAAAUAACUAUAUAUAUAUAUAUAUAUAUAGUCUGUCCUGACUUUACCUGUCAUCUACCUAUACUGAUUAAUCAUACACAAAAUGUAACCAUAGAACUAACCCUAACCCUACGAUAACCCUAAGGAAACCCGCUUGUAAUAUCAGUACUGAUUAGCAAAUGUGUUUCCUAGUUAAGACAGAACAGAUUGGUAUAUUGCUAUAUUGCUAUCUACUGGGUGCUUUCAGCAUUGCAGGCAUAUCCCUGUAAUGCUAAAAAUCAGGCAUAUCGAUCACAAUCAGCAUGGGGACAUGUUGGGAGACCCUCCACCCCCCCAUGGAUUUUUCAGCUUGUGUUUAAAAAGGGCAGAGCAUGGAUGUCAUUACAAUUAUGCCCCAUCUCCCCCCAGAAAAUUUAAUGCAGAUGCCCAUGCUCUGGAGGUCUUUCUUGAGCACCUGCCAGCUUAGAAACACCACUGCCGAGCACAAUCUUCUCAGUUACAUUGUUCUCAAUACAUUUAAAGUGCUGUAUGCUGCGCUCACUUUGAGAUCACACCAAAAUGUUAGAAUUUUCCAUGCCAUCCUAUUGAGAGUAAAGCACACCCAGCAUGGAACGUCCUAAUUUCAUGAACAGGUUAAUAUAGUAUUACCAAAGAAAAUUUGGUCAUGAUGGACUCAUGUUCCAUGUUGUAAUAGUGCUGUUAACAGUCACUGAAGAAAAAAUACUAAUUAAUUUAAAUCAUAAUUGUUAAGCAUUGUUGUAGCGUUGUAAAUACCAGUGCUACAAACCAAUACUUGCGAUACCAGUGUUUUGAUACAAAUUAUAUUUUUAGUUCUAUAAAAAAUAUAAACUGGAUAAUGACAAAACAAUUAGAUCUAAAUUAUUAUUCCCAAAAUAUAACUUUAAAUAAAAUAUUUUCAAUGUUGGCUUCUGUAAAUGUCGAUCAAAACUAGAAAAGUCAGAUACAAGUCCAAGUAAGGACAUUAGAGAACAGUAACUAUGAGUAAAUCAACCAAUACAUGACCAGGAUAUAUGUCAGAAUUAGGGACACAUUAUAAAACAAAGAUUAAAAGUUACCUUACUAGUGACCAGAGGGGACUACAUAAGGAAAUAAAAUAUUGCAGUUUCUAUGGAUCCAAGCCUAAUGAUGAACCAUAGACUUAUUGGUUGCCGACUGAUGCCAGGAUUAACAGCUAUAAUUUGAGGCACUGGUAGUGCAUCAGACGUGCUGUCUAUUAACUGAUAAUAAUGCAUUGUGUCAAUGUGUAGUUAAGAUGAGAGAAUGAGAAGCAGGUAAUCUUACAGUACCAUUUAUAGGCAUUUGGCAUAUGGUUAUACUACCCUUAACAUAACGUGCAGGGAAUCAGAUUGCUGUUGGCAAGUUCAGUUACAUUUAGUUUUUAACUCUUUACAAUUGUCUACAUAUCCACAUUAUUUGAAUGAAAAUGUGCUCUAAUUUUAAUUCAUAAUGACAGAGAAUUUGAUUAAAGUGACACUUCAAGCACCAUAAUCAAUACAGCUCAUAGUGGUUAUGGUGCCAGGUGUGCCUUGGCACCCCCCCUUGUAUGGAAUCAACCAUUUUAGAACAGUUGUACAUCUUACCUGGGGUCCGCUGAGUGCUGCCCCCCAACUCCAUUACUAACAACGGAAUUCCCAUUCACUCUAUUGAGGUAAGUCAUUCAAUGCAGGGCUUAGCUUAUUGGCUGAGAGCAUCAGCUAAACACUCUGAGCCAAUGAAAUAAGCCCUGUAUUGCAUGUCUUAGUUCAGAAGAGCUAAUAUACAUUCCUGCAUCGGAAGUGUUGUAGUGGUUAUGGUGCUUGGAAUGUUCCUUUAAACAAAUUACACAAAAAGCAGAGUAUAAAACCAAGAUUCUAUGUUUUUCUUUGAAUUGUGUAGAAAACCAUUUUAUUAGAGCUCAGGAAAGAAAGCCAACCAGGCAUGUAUGAACCCUGCUGCAGGCUUAUUAGAACUCAAACACCAUUGUCGCCCUUUCCUAACCAUACUUUAACCCAUAUUUUUAUCAUAACACUUAUACUUGAACUCUCUUCAUCGAAUGAUAAAGUAUGUUUCUAGAUAUGACAAGAUAUGUUUUUUUAUUCAAAGUAUUAGAUCAUUCUUACAAAAUAUUUACAGAUCUAUAAACUGAUAUUGUGCUGUUAUUUAAAGGCUUAUACAGGAAAAACAGCAAGAAAGUCAUUUUGUAAAAGUUUCCAUUACUGAAGUAUAUAACAAUGAAGUUUUUGAUCUCCUGGCCCAAGAUGGAUCUGGCGAGUUGGGUGUAAAAUGUGAUGUAAUUACCACUAAAGAUGGAAAGACUGAGGUGCAAUUCUUGACACAUGAGUAAGUAUAUAAAUACAAAUAUUUUUAUAGAAUAGAGAGUAAAAAUAUAAAACAAAACAAUAACAAUACUAUUUGCUCUGUAGAGAUUUGCAGCUGAAAAUUUGGCUUUGAAAAUUUGUGGUUAAUAGAUUUUUUUAAUUUUUUUUUUAUUUUGGUGUAAAAUAGCUCCCUGAAUCAGAAUCAUUUAAGACAAAUAUUCCAGGGAUUAAUCAGGAAGUAAUUUAAGAUUACUUCCGAACCGCUGUGUCCCAGCCUAAUGUUGUAAUUUGUAUCAUCAAGACAAAGGUAUUUAUUGUAAAAUAAAUUUCAACCAGCUUGUUUAUGUAUAAUGGCAGGAACAGAACCUGUGGCAGAUUGGCUGUUGUAUCAUGGCAGGAACAGAACUUGCGGCUGAUUAGCUGUUGUAUCAUGGCAGGAACAGAACCUGCGGCUGAUUGGCUGUUGUAUCAUGGCAGGAACAGAACCUGCAGCUGAUUGGCUGUUGUAUCAUGGCAGGAACACAAUCUGCAGCAGACUCCACUGAGGAUUAUUGUUAACAUCACUACAGUUUUCAGUUGGGUUAUAAUUGUUUAUAAAGUGCCAAUAUAUUCCUCAGAGGUGUAAAAUGGGUGGAUGAGACAUACAUGAAAAUUCAACAGACAAAUUUGAAAUUCAGUGUUUUAUAAAUAGUUUUAAACAUGUAUUUUAUAUUUUAGAAAUUGAAUGUUGUAGUUUGAUUUUAAAGUAAGCACUGGACAGUGCUGAAUGAGAUGCGCUCAAUCAGUUUAAAUAACAUUAGAAAUGCAAACUUAGUUAUUUUAAAUUACAUUUUCUGAUCCAGACAAAAUUCAGUCCUUAGUGAAUACUCCAUUUUGUGUUUUAUUUUUUCAUCUGUGCUCCUUUGAUUGUCUGUAAUUGCUAGAUGCCUAAAUAUAUAUUACUUAAAGUGGCACUGUCUAUGGACUUUUCAGAAUUCGCAAAGACCCCAAUGGUGACAUUGCCGCUGGGAGUCCGUUGGCUGGGGAAGGGGGGGUUGGGGAGGGCUGGGGAAGGUGAGUUCUAUUUACCUGAAACUGUCCCGUGUGGGUUUGGCCAUCUUAUUCUGGUUGGUCUUCUUCAGCAUUGAGGUCUAUAAAGGAUCCUGUGAGAUCCUCUAUAGACAGAGCCAAUUCCCUGCAGCCAUCACUGGUGAAAGCUGGAAGGCUUGUAACUUCUAGACAGUGGUAUCUCUGCCCAGUGUCCAGGUGUGUCAGAUGGAGGAAAUAUAGAGAGACUACUUUCAGUAAAAUUCCAACACACUCAAGAUGAAUACUUCAUAAAGAUUCUAUUUUUCUGAAAUACUCCUUUUUCAGGGUGGAGGGAGUGUCACUGUAAAUUAUAUGGAAAUGUAAAUAACUAAGCUGGAAAAAUAUCAGAUAUAGAGACUUGUUUUAUGUGUACAAUUCUUUUGGGGGGCAACAAUAUAACCUUUACAAUGUGAGACAGUUUUAAUAUUUUUACAUAUACAGUAGUACAUAUAAAACCACAUUGGCAUUAAACUAAAUGUUAGAUAGUUGCGUAGCUGAAAAGAGACUUGCAUCCAUCAAAUUCAGCCUACCUCACAUAUGUUUUUGCUGUUGAUGCAAAAGAAGGCAAAAAAACCUAGUCUGAAGCGCUUCCAAUUUUGCAACAAACUAGGAAAAAAAUCCUUCUUGACCCCCAAAAAGCAGUCAGCUAUCUCCUUGGAUCAAGCAGCUAUUACCCCACUAAUUAGAAAUUAUAUCCCUGUAUGUUAUGUUUUUGCAAGUAUUUAUCCAAUUACAGUUUAAACAUCUGUAUGGACUCUGAUAAACCCACCUCUUCAGGCAGAGAAUUCCAUAUCCUUAUUGCUCUUACUGUAAAAAAAACCUUUUCUUUGCCUCAGAUGAAAUAUCCUUACUUCAAGCCUAAAUGCGUGGCCUUGUGUCCUAUGUAUAGCCCUAUGUAUUAACCUGUAUUAGAUUAAAUAUAACCAUUUUAUAAAGAGCCAGCUUCUUGUUGGGGUAAAUAGCAGUGCUGGAAGAUUAUUUACAGUUUAGCUUUAUGCAAUUUCCUUGUUCUCUCCACAAUUCUGAUUUUAGUGAGAGAUUCAAAGUCUAAUUUAUAAUGUGCCUACUUUUUUUUUCUUUCUUUCAAACUAAUAUUUUUUUUUUCUUUAGGGGUGUCAGAAAUGCUACAGAUGUAUUGGAUUUGGUAAAAAAGGGAUUGCAAUUGAGAGUUAAACAUUCAACUUUAAUACAUGAUCACUCCUCUCGCUCACACUUGGUUGUUACUUUGUCCAUUACGGCACAUUGUUCACAUUCUAUGGGUAUGUACUUUGCAUAAUAUAUAUAGAUAUACUUGGUUAGUAAAAGUAAUAGCUUUUUUUAUACCCAAUACAUUCAAGAUUCAAAUAGCCAAAGGUGAAACAUUCUCUAAGUCAGCGCUAUGUUUCAAGUUCGACUGCUUUGACUUACAUUUGCAUGGAAUAACCAUCUACAUUUACUUAUGCUUAUGAAUUGUGGUACUUCAUGCUCUAAUACAGACUACAGCUGCGCUCAUGCUGAACACAUGAGAGCACAUGGUAAGGGUGGCUCUGCAAUCUCACAAUAUACACUAGAUAAAAAUCAACUUUUGGUUUCACCAACCCUACCCUUUUAAUAUGAAUUUUUAAAGAAAAGAAGAAAAUGUUGUAGUUGCUGACCCUGAUGCUCAAAGACGGGCUGCUGUGGAUUUGAAAUGCCUGGAACUCUUUUACAAUUUGUUUUUCUUUGUCUUACUCUGGACAUGGUCUCUAGCAUUAUUUAAGCAUUAUAUACUUCUUCUUUGCAAGUUGUGCUCCUAAUUGCUCUCAUUUUGGAUGAAACUGCAAAUUGGUCUACUUUGGGCUGAUCAGGUGAUCAGAAGAAAUUCUGAUAUCUGAGCCACCACGUUGCAGGAUCUCUGGGAGCCAACUCAUGGGAGCCCAAAAAUAUUUGGUUAAAUUCUUAAUUCAGAAUAAUGUACCUGUCACCAUAAAAAAGUAGGAUGGAAUGGAGAAGAGGCAGUUUUUUUGGGUGCGGGCAAAUAAGCAGCUUAGUUUCCCAAGAGGUCUGCUCUCCUGUGCAAUCAAGAGGUAGCAAAAAAAGAUGAAUGAUGGUUAGUGGACAGCCACUAGAAGUUAAUUCUAUCCACAAAAUCAGAAAUGAAAAAAAGGAGGGAAGUGCACAAGUGUGCUGUACAACAAGUGCUACCCCAUUUAUUGAAGAACAAAGAUAUUUAGCAAACGUUUCAGGCCAUGUAGCGGUGUAAAGGUUUAAACCAAGAUAUCUCCGUUGGUAGAUGUAGUCAGCAUACAAAAUACAAGUAGCGUGAUAAGUAUAAUCUCUUUUUCCCAAGAACUGGACGACACACACCACAGCCGGUUUUAUACAAAUCCCCAUGCAAGGGGUUUUCUUGAUGACAUGCCAGGGGUUUUCCCCUGGUGGACUCUGUGGAAAACUUCUUGUACAGGAAUAUCUCCAAUCAUGCUUUUCUGUACUGGAGAGAUAAUUGUGUUACCUACACCUUUAAGAGUACACCUUUAAUUACAUUAUCUCUCCGUACAGAAAAAUAUACAAUAUAACAUAAAAAUACAUAACUUGCACAAUAUUCAUCUGAACUUCCCUUCAUUGAAUAGCUGGGAUCUGAGCGCACAAUCUGCUCAGAUCCGUUCGUUAGAAUAGAAAAGCCAUUCGAAUGAAGUUAUGGACCGGUCAGCCACGAGGCGCAAUCCCCAAAAUAGUUCCAGGCAAUUGUAGGCUUUUACCGGUCUUCUUUCAGGAGUUCAUACAAAUUACCCAUUGACAUUACAUAGUCAUAUACUAGCUGGUUGAGUAUGGGGAGUUUGUGGGGUUUAAUCCACCGAAAGCUGCUCUAUUUAUACGAAUGGACAUAGUCAUACGAAUGGCAUGGAAGUUCAGCGGUGUUCGCGAGGUCGAGUAGCAGAUUUUAGUUCCAUGCACUCAAUGACCAAACACCGCUGGGGGUUCAUAUGCAAAGAUGGCUGCCGCCACGUUUCGGUUAUACGAACGGUGGCCACCCAUUAAAUCAUUAGCGUUCUGCGGUUUUUCGUCGUUGCCAGUUUGUUAAUUGGAGACACACGACUCCCUUGUGUGGUCUCCCAUUCAGUGGUUUAUUCGUUUCACGAACAGUAUAUUUGAAUUCUGUUCGUGAAAACAGCAUAUGAAUGUCCCCAGUCUUUACAGGUAGAAAUAAACGAAUGUGGGUGAUGCUGAGGGUGGUGAGGGUGGUGAGGGGGAUGAUGCUGAGGGUGGUGGGGGGUGAUGCUGAGGGUGGUGAGGGUGGGGUGAUGCUGCGGGUGGGUGAUGGUGAGGGAGGGUGAUGCUGAGGGUGGGUGAUGGUGAGGUAGGGUGAUGCUGAGGGUGGGUGAUGCACAGUAUAUUGUGUACUGAAAGAGUCGUAGCAUAGCUUUGACGUUUGUUUAUGCAUUAUUGUUAUUGUAAUUCGUCUGGGACAAAAUGGCGCAAACAUAUUAUGCACUGAGGUUAUUGCUUAAAGAAACAGUUAUGAAAAACAAUAUGUUCAAUUUCUAACACCUUGUCAGUUUGCAAUAUCUCUUAAAGACAAAGUACACAGUUUAAGAAAUACAUUUAAUUCUAAAACUUGUAAUAUUUGCAUUUGCCCAUAACACCCUCUCCAUUAAGCUGUGGGCAUUGUAGCGCAUUUCUUCCUUAAAUUAGUAAACCAAAAUUCUCCAACAGUCUUUAGGUUUUUGUGCUCCCAGCAUCUUUGAUCAUUGUUGUAACAGUAAAAUAUCCGUACUGUGAUCUUUGCCUGUAAAGGUGGUUGAUUAAAAUGAGCAAAGCUUUUGUCUGGGAAAGAAUUGAAAAGAACACCAGGUUCCAGAGUAAGAUAUUCUUGGAUGUAUCCGGAUACGAAUUGUAAUCCAAAGUUAAAAGUAGUAAUUGUAUUUGUAAUCCAAAAUCUUAAAGGCCUGUAGAAUUUUACAUUCCUUAGAUACAUUGCUGGAGGUUGUGUUUGUAGAAUACCCGGGUAUUUGUUGUAGAGUAUAGGUUGUAGAGUCCAGCUUUCCAAAUAUUUGGCUAGAAUUGGUUGCAGAUAUUGAAUCAGCAUCAUCUGUUAUCACCGUGGUGAUGGUGUUGGUAUUUGUCUUUGCUUGUUUGCUUUUUGUUUAGUUUUUUUCAUGAAACAUUUUUACACCGUUUAUGAUGUGUAUAGAUUGGAUACUCUCCAAUAUUCUUUUACGGAAUAAAUUGAUUGACAGCAUUUCCAAGACAUUGUCUUACGUGACAUGGAUCCCAAUAUAGUAAAUGUUAUGUUGAUACAGCAAUCAAAAUGGAUUCUCAAGGACACCUCUUUUUGCGGUAAUGGAAUCUUUGUAACACCUCUACAUCUCAAUGACAUCAUGACAUCAGGUGCUGUUGUGCUAAAAAUGUUAACAGGUAAAAUCUGUGGAAAAAUCUUUACAUUUGUUAUACUUUGUAUAAUAAUGAUAGGUGAAAUAGUAACAUAGUUAAUCUUUUUAGUGUUUUGUAUUAGAGAUAAACACCCUUGUAUAUGAUUUAGAUAUAUAAGGAUAAUUUGAAGCAGCAAAGCAUUUACCGCCUUUGUUCACAAUGGUAUAUAAAAUUACAUUCUCUUUAAAUGUUAAAAAUACUCCUUUAUUCAAAAUGUAUCAAUCUAUUUAGAAUAGUUGCUAAUUGGAAAUAUGACGUUAAUUAUCUUUCCUUGACCUGUUAGGGAGAAGACAACUUAUUACCUAGUUAUUACUGGCUUAAAAUACCAGAAACACCCAAAAAUUGUCUUAAAACCUUUUUUUUUUUUUAAACCAAGAUCGGACAGCCAUUGUGGAAAGUUACGUUCAUGAGAUUGGAUGCUUAACAAUGUGAAUCUUAAUUGUUUAAGUAUAUUUAUCAGUGGCUGUUGGGUGUAACUUAAGAUGAUUUGGAUUUUUAUUAUUAUUUCUAAAAGUGAGUUAAGAAAGCACUCAGAUACAAUAUUGAAGGUAUUUAUAUUUUAACUCUACCUUUGUAUAAGUGGUUUUAACACUUCCAUACAGGGCCGGACUGGGAAAAAAAUUAGGCCCGGGCAUUUUUCAAUCAGAGCGGCCCCCUAAGAAGGGGGCGGGGCCAGAGAGGGUGUGUUUUGUCAUCACUAAUGACAACACGCCCCCUCUCAAAGUGAGCAUGUUGGUUCAAUGCCCAGAGCCCUGCUGAAGAGCUCUGGCAUUAGAAAAAGGCCCUGUAUUUGUUCUGCCCAGCGCAAGCAAAUGUAAUAACAUGCUUGUGUUGUGUUUGCUUUUAAAUUGUCUCUGGUGUCUCCACAAGUGGGAUACCAGAGGACAAAAGGGCCAGGAAAGUGCAUGGUGCAUAUGUUUGGAGCCUGCUUGUGGGAUUGCGUGUGUGUAGAGUGUGGUGUGGUAUUGUAUAAAUAGGUCAAUUUAAUUUGUGUUUGUGGUGUAAUAUGUGUGGCUAGGGGCUGUAGAGAGUGUGUGUAUAGGGGGCAUAGUUUUAUAGGGGAUGCAGCGAGUGUGUGCAUACGGGCUGAAGUGUGUGUGUAUAGGUGACGUAGUGUGUGUAGGGGUUGCAGAGAGGGUGUGUUUAGAGAAUGUUGUAUGUGUUUGCUGACAAGGAAUGUAGUGUGUGUGUGUAGGAGAUCUACUGUGUAAAGGACCGUGUGUGUGUGUGUGUGUGUAUAGAGGAUAAAGAGUGCAUAUAGAGUAAGGGAUCUAGUGUGUAUCUGGAGCGUAAUGUGUGUAGUGGUGCAUUGUGAGGGGUGCUGUAGUGUGUGUGUGUGUGUGUGUGUAUGUAUAUAUAUAUAUAUAUAUUUGGACUUAUUGUAUGUGUGAGGGGCGCAGUGUGUGUAUGUAAGAGGGGUGCUGUGUGUGAGGGUGUUUUUAUCUGCUGUCACAUUCUAGGUUUCUAAUUUUCUUUGUCUGUUAACUCACUGAGGGUUAUUUUAUAUAUAUAUAUAUAUAUAUAUAUAUGAGUGUGCUGUGUGUGUGAGGGUGCUGUGUGUGUCUGGGUGCUGUGUCUGGGGGGUGCUGUGUGUGUCUGUCUGGUGCGUGCUGUGUGUGCUGUGUGUGUCUGGGUGCGCUGUGUGAGUCUGGGUGCGCUGUGUGUGUCUGGGUGCGCUGUGUGUGUCUGGGGGUGCUGUGUGUGUCUGGGUGCUGUGUGUAUCUGGCUGCUGUGUGUGUCUGGGGUGCUGUGUGUGUCUGGGUGCGCUGUGUGUCUGGGGGCUGUGUGUGGGUUGGUGUGUGUGGGUGCAGUGUGUGUUGCUGUGUGUGUCUGUGUGGUGGUGCUGUGUGUGUCUGGGGGUGUGUGUCUGUGCUGUGUGUGUCUGGGGGUGCUGUGUGUCUGGGGGUGCUGUGUGGGGUGCUGUGUCUGGGGGUCUGUGUGGGGGUGCUGUGUGUGUCUGGGGUGCUGUGUGUGUCUGGGGGCUGUGUGUCUGGGGGGUGCUGUGUCUGGGGGGGUGCUGUGUCUGGGGGGGUGCUGUGUCUGAGGGCUGUGUCUGGGUGAAUGUAUUUUUUUAUUUAAAUUUAAAUAUUUUUUUUUACUAAUAUAAAAAUAUAUAUAUAUAUAUAUUUCCCCCCCCCCUCCCUUCUUACCUUUAUCCUGGGAGGGGGGGGGGUGGAGAUCCGUUCUGCCUGGGGGGUGGGGAGCCGUGCUGCAUUCCCUGGUGGCCCAGUGGUGAGAGUGAACUCUAGCCUGCAGGUUAGAGUUCACUCUCGCGAGAUGAAUCCCGCAAGAGGAUCCGGCGGAGCUGCUUGUUAGAGCUCCGCCGGGUCCUCUCUCCUCCCUCCCCAGCCGGCGGCCGCAUUUCCAUGCCUGUGGGCCGGUGAGGGAGAUCUUUGAUCUCCCCACCGGCCCAUGGAGGCACUAUGCAGGGCCGGCGCUCGGAUAGCGCUAGCCCUGCACGGGCCGGCAGGGGAGAUCCUGUGAUCUCCCCUGCCGGCCUCGGCCCCACGGCCAUCGCGGCCCACCGGGCAUUUGCCCGGUGUGCCCGAUGGCCAGUCCGGGCCUGCUUCCAUAACAAUAGAUAUCAGAAUCUGUUGUAACUAUAACUGGUUGAAGUGGGGUAUCUUACAAUCAGAAUAAGAAUUAAUAAUCAUAUGCAUGAAAUAUUGAUUAAACAAUCAAUAGAUGUGGCAGGAUCAUUACCACAAGGUAUAUGUACCUUUAACCAUCACAAACCAAAUAAAAAAAAAUUUGUAUUUGAAAAACUGAUAAAAUAUUUGAUUACGUGUAUUUUAAUAUAUAUACAUAGAGCGGUAUGGAUGUUGAAUUUAUAUCUUUGACAUCUUUUCACCAGUUUGCAAUAGGUGACCUAAAUUAUCAAUUUCCAAAAUAAUCAUGUAUAUCACCUGGACGGGUUAAUCCACAAUACUCUUUUACUUUCCAUUGACUGGCCUUAGCUCUGGCAGACUGAAUAUGUUUAUCAUUGUAAAUAUAGGUUUGUGAUAAGUGAAAUAAAGUUUUUGCCUGUCUUUCAGUUACAUUUUAACUGUUGAAGUACUUCACUUAUAUUAAUUAAUUAUACCACUCUGCAAACUUAAACGAAUAUAGAGUAGUUUCUGAUUUAAUAAAAACAUUUCACAUUUUCUUCUAAAGUUUAAACAUUAUACAUUAUUGCAGUUGUUAUUGUAAUCAUAUGAUCUUUAACUAUCAUGAUUCCAUUAUUCAUCUGGGUAAUUAGCUGUUAUGCUCUUAUACUUUAAGUCUAAUAUAUUUGUUUGUAAGCCAGACUGCAGCUGCUUAUGGCAUUUUAGCAAUAAUCUUCAAUUGCGUUUCAGAUACUCACAAAGUCUAUCCACCUUUGCAAUUAACACAUUAUGUGUUUAUUUUAUACCAUUAAUUAUAGUAUCUGUAUUAUAUUACACAUUGUCACUGACACAUUUCUGAUACAGGGAAAAAAAUAGCAUGAUUGCUUUAGUAAUUAUAAAUUUUCUGUCCAUGUACCAAAUUCCUGGAAGUCCAGAAUAUAGCAAGAAUCCUUGGUCUAUGGUCCCAGGGAGCCAUUUAACGUUUUGAUGGGUAUAGUUAUACCAAAAGAGCAAGGAGUACAUUGGUAGAUCACAUCUGCAACAGAACCAUUACAGAUUCAUUGUUGUAUCAAUGUCUCUGUGUUUAUGUUUACAGGAGUUCCUUGCUUUGCAGGUAUGUACAUAAUAUGUAGAGUUUAAGAAAAAAAAAAUCGUGCUUUAGUACAAGUGUCAGGUUUCUGAAGGAUUUUGCUGGCCUUUUAUAUUUCAUUCUCUUGGCAGGACAUCUGCUCUUAGUAGGCCGGUCUUGUUAUUAUUUAUUAAUUUCAUCAAGGUUUCUUUCGUUAAUGUGUUUAUUUCAAAUUCAUAUGCCACCAAAUGUCAUUGUAAAGUUCAUUGUUUCAGAAUAUUGUUCCAGGAUGGUUUUUCACUCCAGUAGGAAAUCUAUAUUCCUCUUCUUGUGCUCCUUCCUAUUAACCACUUUUUGUCGUAGGCAACAAUCUGUGUUUUGUACUGUGAGGUGCUUUGAUAGUCAAUCUGGUUUUGUCAGUACCAUGUUCCAUCUUGAGAAACAGCUGGGUGUUGACAGUUAUCAGCCUUUAUUUCUUUUUCCGGUCAUCUUCUGUCUUCAUAGGUGCAUCCAAAGUUUUUCACAAGCAUCUGUCCUUUCAUUUCUGUUUUCAGGAAUGAUCUCAAUAGGUUCCUUGGGAAAUACCAGUGUAGGUCACCUUAGCAAUCAUUUCACUGUGAGCUGUGUCUCUCCUUUCGAGAUGGUUCUUGGAGGUAGUCCUCACGAUCACAGAACUUGUAUUAUGUGCAGUACAAUUCAGUUCAGGUGCCUCCUGCUUGUUAACAUAAUCCCAAUGCAGUUUUAAAACGACAGCUAAAGUUUAUGUUAUGAUAAUGCUGCAGAUUGUAAGAAGGAGACACCAUAACCAAUUUUCUAGCAUCCUUUUGCUUGCAUCUUUGCAUUUCUUUCUUACUGUAUAAGAUAAUUCAGGUACAGUCUUUUUUCUCCAGAGUCUUUCUGAUAAUGAUGUUGAUGAUUCAUUUUUCAUAUAUUCCAUGUUAACUGUGAAUGUAUCACGCCUGUCUGUUCAUCCACCUCCUUCACAUUUGCAGGUUCAGAUGUCAGAGAAUGAUUCAGUCUGUUACGUGGCUAUGAUUCUGGUGUCGUCCUCUGUUUGUUUUAUCUUGCCAUCUUUAACAGCAUCCCUUGUAUCAGUCAGUGGUUCUGUAAACGUCCUGGAAGUAUUUAGCAGGUUUUAAAAUAUCAAAACUUACUGUUCUUUGUUGGCUCUGAUUGUUCUCUGUAGUAAAAGUUCUCGGAGUCACCCUCUCCAGGACAAACUGGCCAACAGUAAGAAAAAGUUGGUGGUGCAUGGUGAGGUGGGCUGGAAAAACAAAUUCCCUAAAUUUCUCUAAUAGAACCAAUGGUUCUAAGCUCUCCCUGGUGCAGAAAUAUGAUGGUCAGUGAAAAACAUGUAACAUUUCAUAUGGUGUCUCACCAUUUGUAUCAUCAGGUAUGUUGUGAAUGCUCAUCUGUACCAUAGGAAUAAAUAGAUACAACUGUGUGGGGCAAGCAACUAGUAACUUGGUUAAUAAUCAUUUAACCUCAGCAUUUUCCCAGACCACAACCCCACUACUUUGGGGGUGGUUGGCACACUGAAAUCCCAAAGUAACCCAAAUGUGGUUGCCCAGUUUUAGGUUUCCUUUGCAGUAACUGCAGGACCACCAUCCAAAUGGAUGGUCCUGGGAUUAUCAAAUGCAUACUAAGGAAGUGAGACUAGAAAACAUGGUAUCAGAGGUUGCACUUCGCACAGGAUAUAUCCAAGUAAACCUGGUACAUGCAUCCACACAUACAAAAACGUAUUUAUAACCAUGAGAUGUUGGCAAACUUCCAAUAUAUAGUAAUUCAAAAAGUACGUUAGAUAUUAAUAUUUCAAUAAACAGUACAUAAGUAAUGUGGCAAUAAGCAAAUGCUUAUGAUUACUAAACACAUGAAUUACAGUAUUUCCCAUAUUGGACCACCAAUAUUCUUUUUCAGGAGUCAGAAGUACAUUAUCUCUCUAUAUGAGCUUGUCCUAGCCAUGAAAAAUCUUUUGGGCAAGUCUAUCUUUCCUCUAUAGGAAGAACAACCAACAUAUUACCCUCAAUGGGUAAUAUGUAAUUAACCCCUCUAAAGUAUAGGAGUAGGUAUGCGGAUAAACAGGUGGAUUAGGUCUGUUAUCCUUGCAAGCAUAAACUCUGCAUCAUGACUGAGAGAUAGGGUAUGUUUAAAGCGUUGGUAGACACAUUGCAUCAAAGUGCCUGUUAACGACCAACUAUAUGAGGAGAGGGCCCAUGCUUUGUUAUAAGCAUGCCCAUACACGUAUUACAAUGCCAGGCUUUCAAUUUGUUACCACAAAGUAAAAUGCAGUUGUAGAUAUAAACUCACAACGUAUCAUAAGAAAAACGAUUUGAACACCAGAUUGAGAUUCGAGAUCAGUGAACAGUGGACCAAAAUAGAUAAAUGAAAUCCUAUCAAUUAAUAUACUUUCAAUAUAUUUUCUUUAAAUUACUUUAUCCUCUGUAUUACCUAUAAAAUAUUAAAGUUAAAACAAUAACAUUUAAAAGCCAACUUUUAGUGUGCAUAGGAAUUACAAGGCCGUUCAUAAUGUGAGAUAAAGAACAGCUUUUUUAAAAACCGAAUAGUCUGUGACACAAAAUGACCUUGCACUGAAAAUUCACUUGCAUACAAUUCACUUGUGUAGUUACAAUUUUAUUUUGCCCUGGUUUAUCUUACAUAUAUAUUAUUUUUAAUCAUUUUAUAAAUAUUUAUUUUUGCAGAGCAUUUAGAGAAGCAAAGGAUGUAUAACCACCUGUUGCCCUUUUUUCUAGAAGGGUAGUAUAAUUUCAACUCUGUUUAGGAAAAAAUAUGAGCUGGUUAGCAUAUAUUAUAUAAAUAUAUGCUGCAGUGUACUGCAUUGUACUGCACUGAAUGUAUUUAAAAGCCACGCCUUUCUCUUUAUGGCUGUAUCUAAUAAUGUUGUUCAUAAUUUGGAAUAUAAAACAACGACUUCUCAUUUCCUUGGAAUGUUUACAAGUCUCUGUAUCUCCGCACCUUUGCCUGGAAACUCCAGACUCCAAAAAUAGUUAUGCUGUUAUAAUUCCUGAUUUUCAAUCAACAGCUAGCGUAACUGACAAUUUGGAAAUUAUCACUGUUUUAUAAAACUUUUCUUAUAUAGUGGACUAUCUGUCACUUCUGUAUCACUUUUCUUUUGACAUUAUCUUGCAUUAAUCUUUAUUCUGCGCAUGCAUACUAAGCAGCUACAAAGAGAACAUAUCACCCUGCCUGCAACCAACUGUCCUGGAACUAAUGGACCAUGCUAUGCUGGUGUAUUAGGCAUAUUAGGGAGUUUACCAAAUAUGUAUAUUUGUUCUCUUAUGAUAUUAAGAUCCACAAUUUCAGCAUUGUCUGCUAAUUACAAUGUACCUGGCACCUGAACUUAAAGUGCCUUGUACAAGUUCACAUUAAAAUCAUCUCUCCAUGAUGAAGAUCUCUCUCUGAGUCUGGGCUACAAAUAGCUCAAUAGAUUCUUGAUAUUUCAAGACUUGUGCCAUGACAAAGUAUUGUGUCUUCUCUUCCGUAUAAGAGGUUACCUAGGUAUUUAUUAUUUUAUAGUUAAAGCUUCCAAGUACAAGUCCCUUCGUGGUCGCCAAUUGUAACCGCAGGUGGUUCCCUUAUUUACCACUAUAAUGUCUUAAAGCAAAGAACUUAGUAGGGCUAACCAUACAGCUAUCUUAGCCAUAAUUUUAUAUAGUUAGUGUAAUAGAUCCUCUAUUUAACAUAUAUAAAUAAUUGAGAAUACAAUAUAAAAUAAGGAUUGUCUUGGAAGCAAUAGUUUUGUCUUUUAGAUAUUUAUUAUAUAAAAAUAUAAAUAUAGACAUGUAAAAUCCAUUAUAGCAGAGUUUAUAAGAUUAAACUAAAUGCUUGCAAAUAUCAUUAAUAGGUUAACAUACCCUUCUGAACAUGUCAUCAUGUCAGCCUCUGUCAUUUUAAGAUGGAGCAGCGUCUGUCUCCAAGUCUCUCCUCUGUGUCUUAACAUUUAAAAGUACACCUAUUUAUACCUUAGGUGUCUCCAUUUUAGGGUUACCGUAGUUCAUAUAUGAAAAAGUAACACUUCUUUUACUUUAUUCAUUUUAGGAUCUCCCUUAACUUGACAAACAUACAAGACCAUAACUAAAGGGUGUAUACGCCAUGGAAAUUUUCCUGACUUAGUUCAAGAUAGCAUCUUAAAGUCUGGACAUCCUUAUCUACUUAAGGUUACCACAGUAUAUUGUGUACUGAAAGAGUCGUAGCAUAGCCUUGAAGCUUGUUUAUGCAUUAUUGUUAUUGUAAUUCGCCUGGGACAAAAUGGCGCAAACAUAUUAUGCACUGAGGUUAUUGCUUAAAGAAACAGUUAUGAAAAACAAUAUGUUCCAUUUCUAACACCUUGUCAGUUUGCAAUAUCUCUUAAAGACAAAGUACACAGUUUAAGAAAUAAUAAAUAAAGUACACAGGUUAGAAUGAAAACAACAUUUCAUUUUAAAACUUGUAAUAUUUGCAUUUGCCCAUAACAAGGCUGAGGGUGGUGGGGGGGUGAGGCUGAGGGUGGUGGGGGGUGGUGAUAUGAGGGUGUCAUGUAACAGGCAUAAGCGGCUCUAGACUUUAUGAGGCCUUAGGCGAAACUCAAACAUGAGGCCCCACUAACAAAAAUGUUUCACAUAUACACAUUGAUGCACAGUUUACCUGUGUAUGUGCCUGAGAGUUUGUCUGACAGAGAGUAUACUUGUGUGUAAAUGUAUGUCUCUGUGAGCAUGUUUGCGUUUUUGUCUGAGACCCUAUGUGUAUGGGGUAGCUGCUUGAAGUGUGUUGUGGGUAUGGGGGGGGGAGUGAUGGUGAGCAGGAGGAAAAUGGCGCAUGGGCAUGGCUUGAUGGUGACAGGAGUGAUGGUAUGCAAAGUGGAUGUGAGAGGGGUGGAUGGUAUAGAGAAGAGGGCUGAUGGUAAUGAGAGUGGAGGGGGGUGAUGGGAUUUUGGGGGUGAUGGAGAGAGGGAGAGGGCUGAUGGUAAUGUGGAGAGGGAGGGAAAGUGAUGCAGGGGGUGAUGUGAGAGGGAGGGGGACAGAUGUGAGAGGGGUGAUGAGAGGGAGGGGGGGUACGGAGAGGAGGGGUGAUGGAGAGAGAGGGGGGCAUUUUUGAGAGAGAGGGGGGUGAUUGUGGAGAGGAGGGGGUGAAGUGAGAGGGAGGGGUGAUGUGGAGAGGGAGGUGAUGUGAGAAAGAGGGGCAUGGAGAGGGAGGGGGGUGAUGUGUGGACAGGAGGGGUGAUAUGAGAGGCGGAUGGGAGAGGGAGGGGUGAUGUGGAGAGGAAGGGGGCUGAUGGAAGGGGGGGUGAUGUGAGAGGGGGUGAUGGGGGUGAUGAGAGGGGGGAGGUGAUGUGGAGAGGAGGGGGUGAUGUGAGAGGAGGGGUGAUGAGAAGGAGGGGGGGCACGGAGAAGAAAGUGAUGUGAGACCUGAGGGGGGGGUGAUGGUGGGAGGGAGGGGGUUGAUGUUGAGGAUGAGGGAGGGGGUUGAUGGUGAGGAUGGCGUUGAUUGUGAGGUAGGGGGGCUGAUGGUGAGGGGGGUUGGAGGGGGGGGGGGGUUAUGCCAGGGGUGGGGCAUGAGGGGGUGAUGCGCUGAUCGUGGUGUGGGGGUGAUGCUGCUGAGGGUGGUGAGGGGGGGUGAUGCUGAAGGUAGGUGAUGGUGAGGGAGGGUGAUGAUGAGGGUGGUGGGGGGUGAUGCUGAGGGUGGGUGAUGCUGAGGGUGGUGUGGGGGUGAUGCUGAGGAUGGUUAUAACAUAUCCCAACCUAUUUUUGCCCUACACAGAUAUCUGCAUAUAAGGCUUCCACGUUUUCCCCAUUUUCUUCAUCACAUACUUGCCAAAUAUUUACCUAUAAUUCAUGGUUGACAUACAAACAUACCCCACCACCUUUCCUGUCUUUUCUUUCCUUCCUAAAUAUUGUAUAGUGUGUGGCCUGCUCACUGUCUGGUUACCCAGCAGCUAUUGUCAUGUCUACUGACCAAUGUCCAAAGUGAGUAAGUGUUUUCUAUUACAGAGAACAUUUUGAAUCCCCAACACUUACAAAUGCCCCCGCAACUGGUGGAGAAAACAGGCUUCCUCAAGGCCAAUCUUCCACACUUGGGUUGUCCUGCUCUCCAGUUUGAUAUAUGAGUUGUCAGAAUCUGCUAGCUGAAAUCCUACUGGCCACUCACCUCUACCUUUAAAGUUGUUUUUAGAUUUGUAAAAGUAUUUUAAAAUCUGGAGGUAAAUAAAAAAUUAAAUGAAAUUAAAUUUCUCCUGCUGCUGCUAUUUUCCUUUUUUCAAAUGCCUUUCAGUGCAGUGGUUUUGCCCUGCCUGGCUGACUCUUAUGAUGCCUUCUAGUUUCGCAGACACAUUUGGGACAAGCUGAUAGGGCACUGUGUUUUUUCCACACUGAAAGAUAGUUACUGACACUACAGACUGUGUAGGAAAACUUUGUUCUUGUCAGAGUGGAAGAGAUGAGCGGGUGGUCAACUGCCCACUGACCUUUUCCUUCCAUUUUUGGAUAAAUCACGUAUUUUGUUAAUUUUCAUGAUAGAAAAUGGCAAUAAAAAAAGAUUGUGGCAAACCUAGCCACUUGGACUAUAUCAAGAGACUAUACCUUUAAGGGUUGCCUAUAUGUCGGUGGGGAUAUGUGUUCAUCCAUGUAAAAUGUAUGCGGGCUGUAAUAACUGUGUAUUUCCUGUAUUUGCUAUACGCCGAAUGCAGAUAGCUAUUUGUAUGAGGUUUUCCGUUCGUUUCACGAACGGCACUUUGUCAGGCCGUUCGUGAACCGAAAACACUACACAUAAUAGCCCACACACUUAGAGGCGUGUGGCGCUUGUUAACCGAUUGCAACAAUGUUGCAAUCGGUAAUUAGAGGCUCUCCUGGGUGGCCGCCGUUCGACUACCGACCAUGCGGCGGUCGGCCAUCUUGGAUCCUUUGUUCCCUCAGCGGUGUUAGGUCGUCGAGCUCAUGGUACUAAAAACGGCUACUCGAUGGCACGAACACCGCUGAGCCUCCAGGACGUUCGGGAGUUACGGGCCGUUCGGCAUUUCAUUCCCUGGAAGGCAAUCAGUCUUUUUAAUAUGUUUUUCAAUGAAUGUGUUUUUCAUGCGGCGUUCGGUUGUUUUAGCUGGGAUCUGAGCGGUAAUCUCACGAAUGAUGCGCUCAGACCCCAGCUAUCUACCGAACGUCCAUUCGUGCAAAUAGACUACAUAUUUGAAAAGUUAUGCAUUUUCAUGUGAAUUGUCGGUUCUGCUGCACGGAGGGAUAAUCCACUUAACGGUAUAUUCCAGUGGGAGUAUCCCUCUCGUGCAGCAGUGCCUGAUGGGAGAAAUAGCUUGUACAAUAAGUCCCCCAUGUAGUCCCCUCUGGGAAUGCCCCUGGGAAGGGACUCAGGAAACCCCUUGCAUGGGGACUUGUAUAAAUUGUGGAGCUGAAAUAAAAGACCUCAGUUGACUCUCAGAACUGUGUUUCGUCCGGUUACUGGGAGAUUUGGGAUAUUGCCUUGUUGUUUCCAGCACUUGACUGUGGAUUACUUCAUGAACCAGCGGAAUUCGUGGAUUUAAUAUUGGCGUUCCGCUACAAAGAUUAUAAUUAAUAAUUAUAAAAGUAAGUUUUUUAACUUCCUAUUUUUUAGAAUCCAAAUAUAUACUAAUGUAAUUUUGUCAACUCAGAAUUGGCAUUCCAAGAAUGCCUGAUAUAGUUUUGCCACAAGGCUAGGCAAUAUUGUAAUUUUUUUUUGCAUUCUAGGGAGCAUUUUUUCCUGCUGUUCUGGCUGCCAAAUGGCUUUUCCAAAUGUUUUUCACUACCGACACUUGGCCAAACAGCGUCAUGAACUAAAUUCUGUCACCCCCUAAAAAAAGAAAUUUUCCAAAGUAUUUUGGAAGAACCAAAAUGUUUUGCGCUAAACAAGUCAAUAUUUCCUCUCUUCUGAACAGUGUGCUCAGUUCCGUUAUUACUUAUUUUGCUUUGUCACAGUAUUCUCAAUUUAGAUUCCCUCACUUUCCAAAUGAUAUGUUGUGCAUCUAUCAAAAUAUGUGUCCUGUGUUCUUCCCCAUAUUUAGCAACUUUUGCUUUAGCCACUUUACCCAGAGGACUAUAUACACAAAAUUGUACUGGGGAUAAAACAUUUCUUUUUACAGCUGGAUGUAAUUCAUUGACUUUAUUUAAACGUAGUAAUCUGUGGAUAUCCUGUAUAACUGCACCUUUUUUAAAAGGGAAACAUGCAGAAAAUCCUUAGUAACCGCGGUGGCAAUCCCCCAAAAGAAAAGAGAAACAACAACAAUGAAAAGUUCACCUCUGAACCACAAAAACUGCUUGACACCAGACCAAAGGACUUUAUAUUGGCUGAAGUGGCUGAAGAAAAUAUAAUUUCUAGAGAAAAAAAUAAUGACAUGUUAGGAUAAGGAUCAUUGUGCAUGUUUUCCUAACCUUUUGAUUUAGCAAUUAAAAUAAACAUUAUAGUGUGGAUUGUACGAUAAAUCUUAAUCUCCCUUUGACUUAUGGUUCCCAAUUUUUCCUCAUUGUCCCUAGAGUUAGAACUCUGAAUAUUGGUUGCAAACACAGCAUAAAAUCAGCAUACAUAGAUCCUAAACAUACAAGUAUAAUGUUAAAAGUUAUUUACUUUAUGGCUGAUAUGGGGUGCAUUUAUUUUUAUUGCUCUUUAACUCUUGUGGAUUCGUAGAACAUUAACAAGUUUCUUCAUGUUCCUUAAACCCUUCAUGAAUGCAAACCACUUGGUAGUGUUUUUUUAUAACUUAACACGGUUAAAAAGAAGCAAGAGCUUAAACCAACAUUUAUUAAAGUAAUACCACAUCAAAUAAAAUAAACUAUAAUACAAUGCCUGUAAUCAAAUGGUCUACAUGUUUGUGAAUUCAAGUUUUGCUGGCUAAAAAUAGACAAAUCAUGUGCAUUGUUUUUUUUUUAAUAUUUGAUUUUCUUUUCAAACAUUUUUUAAUAAAGGUUUUAGAUUUUUACAUCAAUAAAUGCAGUACUUUUAUAUUGAAUACAUACAAGACAAAUUUUAUAUGGAGUUACAUGCAUCAAAUGUACAAAAAGUGUACAAACAAAACAAACAAAAAAUUGUUUCUAGUAACAACAGUACAAUUACUUCAUUAUAUUGUUUUUUCCUUGUAUGCCUAUUUCUAUUUUGAAGUUAUUGUUUCCAGAAAUGGACAUUAAUAUUAAGGAAUGGACAUCAUAUAACAUGUUACAUAUUGAUAUUUUGUAAACAUUUUUUAAAGAAUGCACUACUCUCAUUUCAAAUCCUGAAAAACAAAUAUAAACUAUCCAAACUUUAUAGUAUCUCCUCUAUAGACCACUCAUACACAAUUUGACAAAACACGAAUCUGGAAACUAUUUGUGAUUUUCUACAUUUUUCACUAGGAAUGGCUCGCAGUGUGAAGUCACAGAAACCACUCAAAACAAAAUUACAGCUUGUAGAUUUGGCUGGCAGCGAAUGUGUAGGUAUGUUUUUUAUUUCUCCUUUAAGAUACAAUGCUUAUUUAUUUUAGUCUUUGUCUUAAAGAUUAAUUUACUCAUUAUUGUUCAGAAAUAUGUAGUGCUUUAUAAUGCUCCCCAUAUGGACUCCACUGCAAUUUAUAAAAAUGUAUGAAAUGUUUACUACAACCUUUUUAUUUUUUUCAAUAAAUUAUGUCCUAUUGGGCAUUAUUCUUAAGCCCCUCCCUGAACUAUAAAAUUGAAGGGUGAAGAUCCCCCCUGUUUUCCACCCCCCUUACAAAACAUAAAAAAACCCUGUAAAAUAGGGCCCAGUGUUGCACACUGAACUUAAAGGAACACUCCAGGCACCCAGACCACUUCAGCUAGUUGAAUUGGUCUGUGUGCUGUGCCCCUAUUGCACUUAGUGCUGCAAUGUAAAACAUUGCAGUUCCAGAGAACUGCAAUGUUUACAUUGCAGCUCUAAGUCUGCCCUCUGUGGCUGUCUAUCAGACAGCCACUAGAGUGCUCCUGGAAUCCAAACCGACCUUUGGUUGGUUAUCUGACGCUGGACGUUCUCACGGACCUCCAGUGUCAGAUAUUCCCCAUAGGAAAGCAUUAAAUAAUGGUUUCCUAUGGGUAGGUCUAAUGCGCGUGCCCAUUGCUGCGCAUGUGCAUAAGGUCUCCCCCACUGGCUGACGUCGGUGGGGGAGGGGCGUGAGCGGAGCCUGACCCUACGCCGAGGGACAUCGGUGCUGGAUUCUGGUAAGUAGCUGAAGGGGGUUUUAACCCCUUUCGGCGACAUGGGAUGGGCGGCGGGAGGGAGGGGGGGCUACUGCAGGAUCCUGCAGUGCCAGGAAAAUUGGUUUGUUUUCCUGGUACUGGAGAGUCCCUUUAAAUGACACUAAAGGUAUCCAGACCACUUCAUCUCAAUUUUAACCAUGCAAUAUAAAACAUUACCAGCUUAUUUUAUUGUUUCUACUUAAUAUUUUCUUUUUUAGAAACAAAAAUGGUUUGAUAAACAAGCAAAAAAAAAGUAAUGGUUACAGUUACAAAAUGUUUUGACAUAUAGAUUAAAUAUUCAGACUAAUUAUAUUUUGAAUAACUGGGUAUUGUUUAUAUUGUACUAGGUAUGUCUGGAGUGAAGGGAGCAGCCUUGAGAGAGACAUCUUUCAUUAAUCGCAGCUUAUCAGCCCUGUCAGAUGUCCUGGGAGCAUUAUCAGAACACUGCUCUCACAUCCCUUAUCGCAACAGUAGGCUUACACACCUGCUCCAAGACUCUAUUGGUAAGUCAAUUUUAAUUUUUGUUUGCUACAUGAAGGGACAAGGACAUCUUUGUCAUGUUUUUUCUUAACAAUUUGUCUGUAUUUUUAUAAUGCUCUUUCUAAAUUAGGCUUCAAUCCCAAUUCUGCCCUUAUUUCUGUUUGAUAAUGGGUACUGAAUGUUUUAGCUGUUUUCUGACAGUUAUGCCACACAAGUUAGAAAUCAUUAUUAGUUUAUUUAUCAGUUAAUUAUUAGUUUUAAACUAGGAUUAACAUUUCUUGUUGUCUCAAGAUCAAUAUCUGACAUUGCAAGGUUAACCGCAAACAAAAUGAUGUUUUCAUCACAGGUAGAAAUUUAUCAACAGCCGAGCUGAUAACAUGGCGUUGUGGGAGUUGUGCAUGGAACACCAAAAAAAAGCCGUUUGUGGUGCUAACUUUAAGUUAGGGAAUAUUCAGUUUGCGUACAACAUGUGGAUUAUGCUAUGUGACUUUAAUAAUUUGCAGUACAUAAGAAAAUAAGAAUCAAAAACUGCAUAGGUUGUCCUGCAGCUAUUGGUAUUUUACCCCACCCCGAAAACACCUCAUCAUAACCCAAUUUCUACUCACUAUGAGGGCCGGUGGAAAGUUUGAGUCUUGCACUCGAACAAAUAGAAAUAGCAGCAUUUUCUUAAUCUUUCCUACAUGCAUCCCUAGGCCCAGGCCUAUUGUAACUCCUGCCCCACUUAAGAACUUUCCAACCAUUGUUGCCAACAUUUGAAAAAAAAUUCUUCAAAGGAGAUUAUUCUUCAAAAGUUGCCGCCAUUUAAACAGCCAAUUUUCAGUGAAUAUUCUGAACCAUUUAUUAAUUCUAUCUGUUUUUGCAUCUGUUGUUUCUUUUGCACCUAGCCAUCUUUUAAUCUACUAAAUUUUUUAGGUGAUACAAAAGAUUUAUCAAAACUUUCUGAAUCUUUUUCUGAUCAAAAAGUGUUCUGUUUCAAUUCUCUUUUUUCCACCAUCCUAAAUUUGUGUGGUCAGCCCAGCAUCAGUAGCAGAUGUCACAGCCCCUGUGUACUGCACCUGUCUCCUAUCAGGCUUUACUUGGAAUAAAAAGCAGAGAGAACAACUCUAUUUAUGAAGCUGUGCAACACUAUGCAAUCAAUGGGACAGAAUCAUAUGAAAUGUUUACUGUAUAACAUUUAUUAUAAUUUUAUUUUAAAGCAGCAUUUUCACCAUUUGGGACUUUGCCAAAUUCAGUUUGCCAAAUUAGGUUGUCCAAAAUCAUAUGCAAAAUAUACAGAUGAGCCAGACUCAUCUGAAAAUCUUGCAAAAUGAUCUGGGACAAACCUAUUUGGAUGAACAAAAAGGGUGCAAAUAAUGAGCCACCACUGUACUGCUAAAUAUACUGAACAAAAUUAUAAACACAACACUUUUGUUUUUGCCCCCAUUUUUCAUAAGCUGAACUCAAAGAUCUAAGACUUUUUAUAUGUACACAAAAGGCCUAUUUCUCUCAAAUAUUGUUCACAAGUCUGUCUAAAUCUGUGUUAGUGAGCGCUUCUCCUUUGCUGAGAUAAUCCAUGCACCUCACAGGUGUGGCAUAUCAAGAUGCUGAUUAGGCAGCAUGAUUAUUGCAAAGGUGUGCCUUAGGCUUGCCACAAUAGUUUUCUGUUUAGUCCGAGUGUGGAGAAAUUAACCAUUUGAUUCUUUUAAUCUACUGCCCCCCUGGUUAUCCUAGACUAUUCAUUGAGCACUUUUCUUCCUGGCUUCCCCACUUCCUCUCAUCUAGCACUCCUAUACUUGGAAAUUUGAAUAUCCCAAUCAACAACCCCAAUUGCACUGAUGCCUCUCUGUAACCUCCUCCUUUGGCCUCACGCAAUGGUCCAAUUUAGCAACCCAUACAGCGGGAAACACUCUGAUCUUGCCGUUGGUGAAGGAGGGGGGGACACAGCUAUCUUGCCUUCACCAACCUCUGUACUGCUUCUAAUCUAUCCAAUAUUCCUUUUCCUCUGUCUGACCACCAUCUGCUGACUUUUGACAUUGGCAUAUCUAAGACCCAAUUGACACCACCGUCUGAACAAUCUCCAAUGUCUUGACCUAGAGCAUUUCUCCACUAAUCUCCAAACUCUCAUUUUACCUAUCUCAAACCUCACCUGUCCUAGUUCUGCAACCUCCUUCUACAAUUCUACCCUCAUCGCUCAACUAGCCAUCAUGGCACCUUGUACAUUUAAACGCCGCAGGCGCCCCCCAACAACAACCCUGGCACACCAAGCUCACUGGAUACCUCCAAAAAUGCUCCAGAAUGCUGAACGCUGUUGGAGAAAGUCUCACUGUGCAUCUGACUUUCUCCAAUAUAAAUUUAUGCUGAGCUCAUACAGCUUGGCUCUUUCCUCUGCAUACCCUCAUAACCACACUCUCCCGCGAACCCAAACGACUAUUUCACACAUUUAACUCUCUUCUUCGCCCUGCUGUUCCUCCUCCACCUACUAACUUGACCGCCUCAGACUUUGCAACUCACUUCACUCACAAGAUCUUUACAAUCAGAGAAGAGAUCUCUCAUCUUCAUUCUUCUUCUUACAAUACUUCCCCUAACUUCACUCCCUCUGCUGUUCUAUGUUAAUUCGCACCUGCUACAUUGGAAGAGGUUUCUGCUCUGCUUCAGUCCUCCCGCCCCACCACCUACUCCCAAGAUCCAAUUCCCUCGCAUCUCCUCUGUACUCUGUCUUCUUCUCUUUCUCCACCUCUCACUAAAAUUCUCAAUCUCUCUCUCUCCUCUGGUAUAUUUCCAAUUUUAAAGAAGCCCAAUCUUGAUCCUAACUCCCCAUCCAGCUAUCGUUCUAUCUCGCUACUGCCUUUUGCAUCCAAGAUCCUUGAAAAAAUUGUGUAUGCGAUAUUGACAGACUUCCUCAAGUCUUGCUGCUAGACCCGCUUCAGUCGGGUUUCCACGCUAAGCACUCUGUAGAAACGGCACUGACCAAAGUAUCCAAUUAUCUACUCGCUGCAAAAUCUAGUGUUUACUACUCUAUCCUAAUUCUCCUUGACUUGUCUGCUGCUUUUGACACUGUUGAUCAUCAACAGCUUCUUCUCAUCCUCUUCAAUAUCGAUCUACAAAAUAUUGCUCUCUCCUGGUGCUCCUCCCACCUCUCCCAGCGCUCUUUCAGUAUUUCUUUCUCUGGCUCUGCUUCUUCUCCCCAACUCCUCUCUGUUGGUGUCCCCCAAGGUUCAGUCCUUGGUCCCCUACUGUUCUCCAUCUAUACUGCCUCCCUUGGUAAACUCCCCAUCCCUCUUGACUAGUGUCUCUGACUGCCUCUCUGCUAUUUCCAACUGGAUGGCUGACCACUUCCUUAAACUAAACUUGACCAAAACUGAAAUUCUGGUCUUUCCUCCAUCAAGUGUUGUUACUCCUGUGUCUGUCUCCCUCCAAGUCAACGGUGCUACCAUCAGCUCCACCACGCAGGCUCGCUGCCUAGGUAUUUUCUUUGACUCCAACCUCUCCUUCAAGCCUCAUGCUCAAUCUAUCGCUAAAUCCUGUCAUUUCCUUCUCAAAAACAUUGCGCGCAUCCGCCCCUACUUAACACCAGAUGCAACUAUGGUGUUGGUCCAUUCCACUUUCCUUUCUUGCCUUGACUACUGUAAUCCGCUUCUCAGUGGUCUUACGUGCUCCCAACUUGCGCAGUUACAGUCCAUAAUGAAUGCGGCAGCGAGGCUCAUCUUCCUGUCCGCCCGCACCUCCCAUGCCUCACCCUACAUUGGCUUCCUAUAAAAUAUAGGGCUCAAUUUAAAAUUCUGGUUCUUACUUUCAAAUCACUACAUAAUGCUGCUCCCACCUAUCUAUCCUCCCUUAUACACAAGUAUGUCCCAUCUAGGCCCUUACGAUCUGCUGAAGACUUACGUCUAUCUUCUGUCUGUACUCCUACCUCUGAUGCUUGCCUUCAAGAUUUCUCGAGGGCUGCACCGUUCCUGUGGAACUCGCUUCCCUCCUCCGCUAGAGGCUCACCCAGUCUCCACUCAUUCAAAAAAUCGUUAAAAACCCACUUCUUCAUAAAAGCAUAUCAAUUAAACUGUUAAUAGCUCCUGACUGAUUCCUCUUCUGCAACUGUCACUAGUCUAAUACUAUCCUUACCUUUUUGUGUCAUUUUACCACACUCCCUCUAGCAUGUAAGCUCAUUGAGCAGGGCCCUCAACCCCUCUGUUCCUGUGUGUCCAACUUGUCUGGUUACAACUACAUGUCUGUUCGUCCACCCAUUGUAAAGCGCUGCAGAAUUUGAUGGCGCUAUUGUAACGGAUCACCUGGCACCCCGACUGGGUACCUCCGUUAAAGGAUGCUCCUAGCGCUUCCUGAGGACUCCAAGCACUGCAGCAGACACCACAACCACCGAACCGGAGAAGCAUAUGAAUCCUCUCAAGCAUAUGAAUGCUGUAGACAGUUGAAUAGGAACCAUACGAAUAGGUUUACUCUCCUAGCAGUCAAACUGGAACAGCAUACAAUAAAUCCUUUCCCCAAUAAUGAGAUGACACUUCACUUUGAGGGUUAAGCAGGAACUCCCUGUAUUGUCACAUACAGUCUCUUUUAUUCCCAAUCCACAAACAUAGUACAGCCCACAGGGCGUUACAAAACAACCAAUCAAUCCGUACAAUACACCCAGACACUCCCACACAAAAUCCUCCCCUCUGCAGGUGAUAUGAUUACUGAACACAAUGGGUAAUCUCAUUAUCACCGGCAGAGGAAUACAGUUUUUACACAAUAUUUAUAACUUCUAAAAUAUACAUGUCACAAACAUAAAACAUACAUUUUCAUAAUCAAUCCAUUCAGGGGAACAACAUAUUAAAAAAUGGCACGAAUCAGACCAGGGGUUCAAAAGUUAAGGGAAAGUCCUUUGUGACUAAAUGAAGCAUGGCUUUCUGGCCCAAACCAGUUUCAGAGUCUUCUAUCCUGGAGAGUAAUUCAAUUAUCUCCCAGGACAGACACAAGACUCCAUUAAGCACAUGGUUGCAAAAAGACACAAAACACUUUAAAAUACAUAAAGUCACCUUUUACACAUAAGACACAGACAUUUCACAUAUCCCCAGAUAGCUGGGAUCUGAGCGCACAAAACUACCGAAUAGCGCUCAGAUCCUAUUCACACAGUUCAAUUGCCAUGGAGCCGAAGUCUUUAACUACACAAAUGGGCUCCAUGGCAUAGCUAUCUGGGUUAACACAUUCACAUAAAGUCUGGUCCAUAGUCCAAAGGCAAGAGGCGGGCAAGCAGCCCCCUCCAAGGACACGUGGCGAGGCCGGUUUCGCCACAGCUAUAUAAAUAACAUAAUAAUAAGAAGAAUAAUAAUAAGAAUAAUUUGAUAGUCUGGCACUGGGGUAGUUCUGAAGAGCUAGGCUUUCAGCAAUGGAAGGGCUGGCAAAGGGGACACUUGUCUAAAAUCUUUCUUUUGAAAUUUAAAAUAAUGGGAAUUUUCUUUUCACAGUAGAGCAGAAGUAUGAUGAAUUAUGCAGGGCCUUUACUAGCCUGGUACUGCGUGGGUUGGUGACCUGUCCUCUUAGUGCUGUACUGGCAUUGGCUGGCUGGGAUACUUUCCUGGUGGAUUUUGGUAUCUGAGGCUGACGAAGCUGACAGACUACAAUAAGCAUGUAUGAUGUAGCUGUAGGUGUUGUUUGCCUGUGACAGUAGGGUGAAAUUAGACUGUGGGCGUGACAGUUGUUUUCAAUGUAGUCACUGCGAGGCAGACUCUUCUUCUCCUUGGCAUGCACAUAUCUCUUACAUCAUACAGUGCGGGGAUAUACAUGAUGGCACAGUUCAUCUGAUAUGCUCCAUGUAAAUAAUCCAUUUAUUUGUACUUUUUUUACCCAGGCCAAAGGAUGCCAGCCCAAUGCUGUUUUCAGCUAAUGUUGUUUAUGUACCUGCUCCUGCUGUUAUUGCUCUAUACUAUUCUAUAAGCCUGAUACAUGCUGUCUCAGAAUAACAGUGGUCCCCUACUGUGUUUCCAGUUGUUAAAGUCUGUCCCAGGCUUUACUAUAUUUCUGGGUGGCAAUAAGUAAAGUCCCAGCAUCUACCAUACAAAAAGGACUGCAGACAACCAAAUUGAUACUCAGGUACUGACAGAGACCGGAGUGGUGACAUUACAUCAGUCGAAUAGCAUUCAAAAGGGCUCAACUAAGCCAAAAUGUCUUAUCUUUAUAUCUAAUUAAAGUAUGCUUAAACACAUUUCUUGGGUGCCUGGACUGCUUUUUGAUUUCUAGUAACUAUCAUAGUGUGAAAGGCUUAACCUGUGGAUGACAAUUACUGUUAAUGCAAACCACAAAUUAAUCUCUUCACAGUAGUUAGAGUAAAACCAACACAAUGCCUAAACCAUUCAGGAUUAAUUAAUAGUUAGUUGGAUUAAUGGGAAAUACAUUCAAUUCCCCAGAACAAAUAAACAUGCAUAUAAAUAAGAAUACAACAGGGGGAUGGGAAAUGGCACUCCAGGGACUUCAUGCAAAAAAGGUUACUAACUUGUGUAAUGGUUCAAUGUUUCAAAUUAUACAAAACGUUUUACGGAAGAAAGUUUAUUGGGUAAACUGAAACAUUGACUCCAAAAAUAUGGUAGUAGAUUUGUUUUUGUAGUUCUGUUUUGUUUCUUUGCAUGUUGUUUUUUACAUUACAUCCUCAAGUGGCAGACUUUUUUUUUUUUUUUAUGCGUAAGAGCAUUUGUUCUUUUCAUUUGGGAUUUAAGCAGAGUGAGAAAUUGUCAUUUGAAAUACACAAGAGUAUGUUUCUUCUUACACUGAUUUUUUCCCCCUUAAUUUUACUACCAUUUACUCUAAAUGACCACAGAUUCCCUAGGCGGAUGAAUGAAUAGUCGGGAUUACAUACACUUGCAAAACACAGAUGCACAAAGCAGGACAGUCUUUCCGAAUGGGCACUCUGGGCAGUUGCCUGGGGGCCCCACUGCAAUGCCCAUGUGCCCAGCUGACAGGGGAGAUCACAUGAUCCUCUCCGGCCGGUGGGGAGAUCAAAGAUCUCCUUCAAUGGCCCAAAGGCCCUUCGUUAGAGGAGAGAGAGGGCUGGAGGACCCGGAGGAGGAACCUGGCAGGAAGAGCGCUCCUCGCUCGAGCAGGCUGUGUAUAGCGUUGGCGCGAGUUGCCAUGGCAACACUCCACACAGCAUUCUGCAUGCGGGAGGACAGGAGACAGCCUGCAGCCAGAUGAGUUGCAGGCUGUACAGAACUCACCGUCACCGUGCCACCAGGGAUGGCUGUGUGUCCCCCUCCUUAACCAACGGUAAGAAGAAGGAGGGGGGGGGGCAUAAAUAAUGUAUUAAAUCAUUAUUUAUUAUUUUUAAAAAGAUGAUUUAAAAAAAAAAAAAAACACAUUUGCUCCCUGCACUCCUCACACUGACACAAACACACACACACCACCCCUUAUCAGGGCCGGUCAGGGAAAAACAUUCGUCCCGGGCAUUUUUUUAUCACAGCAGCCCACUGAAAAGGGGACGGGACAUACAGGCAUUGUAUCCCCCCUCCCUUCUUACCUUCUUUGUCAUCCCCAAUGUUUUGUCAUGCCCAAUGACAAGCACACCCCAUCUCAAAUUGAGCAUGUUUGUCCAAUGCUCUUCCAGGGCAGACCAUGUGCAGAGCUCUGAGGAAGAGCUCUAACAUGAGAAAAAGGCCUUGUGUAACGGAUCGCCUGGCACCCCGACUGGGUACCUCCGUUGAAGGAUGCUCCUAGCACUUCCUGAGGACUCCAAGCACUCUAGCAGACACCACAAUCACCGAACCGGAGAAACAAAUAAAUUCUCCCAAGCAUGUGAAUGCUGUAGACAGUUGAAUAGGAACCAUACAAAUAGGUUUACUCUCCUAGCAGUCAAACUGGAACAGCAUACAAUAAAUCCUUCCCCCAGUAAUGACACGACACUUCACUUUGAGGGUUAAAACAGGAACUCCUGUGCUGGCACACCCAGCCUGGUUUUUAUUAUAGUCUUUCACAUACAGGACUGCCCACAGGGAGGUAUAAAACAACCAAUCACAUAUCAGUUACAUCCCACAUAUUCCCUCCUCUGAGAGGAAACUCAAGUACACAUACAGGUAAAACAUACUUUCUACCCAACUUUCAUAACUUUAAAACCAUACAUCACAUUCACAUAAAAUUACAUAUUCACAAUCAAUCCAUUCAGGGGAACAACAUAUUAAAAAAUGGCAUGAAUCAGACCAGGGGUUCAGAAGUUAGCACAAGUAUCUUUUGGGGCCUGGCUGGCACAUGGAUAUCUGGCUCAAACAGGUUUUACAGAGCCCUCUAUCCUGGAGACAAUGGGGGAAAGUAAUCCAAUUAUCCAGGGAUAGAGGCAGACUCCAUUGAGCACAUGGUUGCAAAAAGACAUAAAACACUUUAAAAUACAUAAAGUCACCUUUUACACUUAACACACAGACAUCUGACAUAUCCCCAGAUAGCUGGGAUCUGAGCGCACAAAACUACCGAAUAGCGCUCAGAUCCUAUUCACACAGUUCAAUUGCCAUGGAGCCAAAGUCUUUAACUACACGAAUGGGCUCCAUGGCAUAGCUAUCUGGUUAACACAUUCACAUAAAGUCUGGUCCAUAGUCCAAAGGCAAGAGGCGGGCAAGCAGCCCCCUCCAAGGACACGUCGCCACACCUUGUAUUUGUUCUGCACAGCAUAAGCAAAUUGAAUAACAUGCCUGCAUUGUGUUUGCUUGAAUCUUGUCUCUGUGGUGUCUCCAUAAAUGUAAUACCAGGAGAUAAAAAUCCAGGAAAGAGUACUGUGCAUGUGUUUGGAGCCUGCUUAUGGGAUUGCAUGUGUAGAGUGAGCUAAUUGUGGUGUGGUUUUGUCUUAAUAGGUUGGUUUCAGUAAUGUUGAGUUUGUAAUGUAAUGUAUGUGUGUCUAGGUGCUGUAGAGAGUGUGUGAAUAGGGGGGCAUAGUGUGUGUAGGGGAUGUAGCAAGUGUGUGCAUACAGGCUGUAGUGUGUGUGUGUGUGAAUAGGUGAUGUAGAAUGUGUAGGGGUUGUAGAGAGUGUGUGUUUAGGGAAUGUAGUAUGUGUUUGCUUACAAGGAAUCUAGUGUGUGCAUAGGGGGUGUGAGGGUGCUGUGUGUGACAGUGAUGUGUGUGUGUUUAGGUGCUGUGUGAGGGUGCUGUGUUUGUGAGUGAGGUUGCUGUGUGAGGGUGAAGUGUGUGUGUGUGAUUUGUGUGAGGUGUGCAGUGUGUGUGAGGGCGCUGUGUCUGUGUGUGCAGUGUGUGUGAGUGAGGGUGUUGUGUGUGUUACGGAACUGUGUGUGAGUGAGGGUGCUGUGUGUGUUAGGGUGCUGUGUGAGGGUGAUGUGUGUGUGUGUGUGUGGUAUGUGAGGUGUGCAGUUUUUGUGUGAUGGUGCUUGUGUGUGAGUGAAGAUGCUGUGUGUGUUAGGGUGCUGUGUGAAGGUGAUGUGUGUGAGGGUGCUAUAUGUGUUAGGGUGAUGUGUGUGUGUGUUAGGGUGUUGUGUGUGUUUGGUGCGAUUGCGUUUUGGGGAGCCAGGUUUUUUUAACAAUAUGUAUUUUUGGGGGGUAUGUAUUUCUUUUUUUUUUUUUAAUAAUAAAAAAAAAUAGGCAUUGUAUACCCCCUCCCUUCUUACCUUUUGCUUGGGAGGGGGGACCAUGCAGCCAUUCCUGGUGGUAAUAGUAGUGAGUGAACUCUAGCCUGUGCGGUUAGAGUUCACUCUUGCAAGAUCCAGAGUGUUGCCAUGGCAAUGCUCCGGAUUUCGUGAGAGGAACACAGCAGAGCUGCUUGAUAGAGCUCCUCCGGGUCCUCUCCCCAGCCAGCGGCCGCAUGAGCUCCUCCGGGUCCUCUCCCCAGCCAGCACCCCUCCCACACACACACACACAGAGCACCCUUCACACACUGCCUCCCUCACACACACACAGCGCCCUUCACAAACACACACAGCACUUCUCACACACAGCGCCCUUCACAAACACACACAGCACUUCUCACACACAGCGCCCUUCACAAACACACACAGCACUUCUCACACACAACACCCUUCACAAACACACAGCACUCUUCACAAACACACACAGCACCCUUCACAAACACACACAGCACCCCUCACACACACACACACAGCAUCCCUGACACAUAAACACCCCCCCCCACACACACACACAUAGCAUCUCUCACACACAUCACUCCUAACCAACACACUGUACCUCUCGAAAACACACUGCACCCCUCACUGCAGUCUGGGUGUAUUCAGCAGUCUCUGAGUGUGUAUUUACCAGUGUGUGUGUAUUCACCAGUCUGUGUGUAUAUGUGUGUGUGUAUUUAACAGCCUGUGUGUAUUCAGCAGUCUCUGUGUGAGUUUGUGCGUGUGUAUUCAGCUGAUUGUGUGAAUAUAUUCAGCAGUCUGUUUGUGUGUACUCAACAGUCUAUGUGUGUACUCAGUAGUCUGUCUGUACUCUGCAGUCUGUCUGUGUGUACUCAGUGUGUGUAUUCAGCAGUCUGUGUGCGUGUAUUCGGCAAUCGGUGUGUAUGUGUGUAAAAGGUUAAAAAGCCUUUCACCACUUUAACCUGAUUCCAGUGUCGAAGUCCAACCCUUUCAACCUGACUCAGUUUCGGCACCCUUCCAAUGUCAGCGCAUAGGGGGACCUAAUGCCAUGUGUGCAUUAGGUCUUACCCAUGGGGAAGCAUUGAAUCAAUGCUUUUCUAUGGUGAUUUGCAAGACGCUGGAUGUCCUCAUGAACAGCGUGAGGAUGUCCAGUGUUGUUUCCCAGAAUUAAAGUCUGUGAAAAUGCAGGAAAUGUGUUUAGUGGCUGUCUGGAAGAGGAACUCUUAACAUUGCAGUUUCUCUAAAACUGUAAUGUAAAACAAUGCAGGAUUAAGGGGACAGUCAAUGAGAUGAAGUGGUCUCCAUACAUCUAGUGUCCCUCUAAGUAUUAGCUUUUGAACUUAAAGUUUCUAUACAUUACAUUUAUGACCCUCCAAAAUAUCCAGGUAUUUGAUGAACACAUUACUAUAAUGUAGUAUAAAAUGUAAAAAGAAAUUUCAGACUGUAUAUCAGUUGUAAUAAAUACUUAUGACAGGUUUAACUGGAUUUCUCUAAAAGUAUCAAAUUAUUACAAGUAUUGGCUUACAACCUCUUGCACAAGUCAUAUACCGUGAUAUUUAUUACUAGUGUCCACUGUCCAUGUGGGGAAAAAAAUGGAUUUCAUCUACUUAAACAAGGUCCAGGCGUAUUUUCUAGUAAAUCACAUUCCUGUGCUGUGUGAAAAUAUGUAAACAUUCCUAAUUGAUCAUUUAGAUCAAGAACAGCUGAGGUAAUUUUCUGCAUAUACUUCUGUUAGUUUAAUAUUAAUGGACAUGUUAUCACAUUCCUUGCAUAUUUUAAAUAUUUACACAUUAGCAUGAUUCUAUUGCAAGAUGAUAUUUUGUUUCUAAGAAUUUUGGGCAUCUUUAUGUAGCAAGAUUCCUUUACCACUGUAACAGCCUGAGUUAGCAUUAAAGGAACUAUUUACAUUUAUUUAAAUCACUAUUUAAAUCACGAAAAACAUUUUUGUACUUAUUAAAGUGUAGUUUUAUUAAUAUAAAUAUUAAUUAAUAUUAUUAUAAUAAUAAUAAUUAAUUAUAAUAGUUUAUUAUGAAUUAUAAUUUAACUAAUAUGAUAGUUAGAUAUGUAUCUAUAGCAAAGGCCAAAUGGUAAAGCCUUGAACUGAGGGCUAAACAUAAAAACUUCUACUUUGAGAUGCUAUAGGAAUAUGGAGGUAUGCAUUUUUCAGAUAAUCUGAUGAGUUGCUAAAUAAAUCAUUUCCCUUGACACAAAUCUGUUCACUUUCUUUAGUUUUAAUAAAGGACAAGAAAAGAUCAAUCAAAAAUUCCAAGGGUCUUAUUCAAGACCAGUUCUAUUAUCUCUUUUCUUUGAAGAUCUGAGAUUGAUUUUCUGAGAACUUUCCAUAGGUCUAUUGAUAAUACUUCUGAACAAAUAAACAUUCUGGGGGGAAGAUCAACAAGGUCAGUUGGGAUUUUUAAAAAACAUUUUUUUGUCUUGCAGUAGAGCCUUCUUUCCUUAUGCCCUAGACCAGUGAUGGCGAACCUACGGCAGGCCCUCUCUGUUGGCACGCGGCCAUAGGUCGCCGGGAGAGGGGGCCGCUGGCUGUCUGCAGAGUAGGCACCUGCCUGCCGGAAACGGCAGGGGCCUGCUCUGCUUCUGGGUCGGGAGGCAGGGGGAGGGCUCUAGGAAGCCGUUUUCCUAUCCUCCUGCGAGCAAGCUGUGUGGAGCGUUGCCGCGCGUUACCAUGGCAACGCUCCACACAUCAUCACGCGGGAGGAUAGAAGAGCUGCUUCCUACAAUACUUACCACCACCGGACCACCAGGCAUGACUGUGUCCCCCCUCCUUCACCAAAGGUAAGAGGAAGGGAGGGGGGAUACAGAAUUGAUAUAACUUUUUUUUUUAAAUGUAUCUUUACCCAUACCCCACACAGCACAGCACCUUUACCCCCCUGCACACCAUACCCCCCCCACACAGCACCCCUACCCACACAGCACCCCUGCCCCCCACACAGCACCCCCUACCCCACACACAGCACCACUACUCCACCCCUACACAGCACUCCCACCCCCCACACAGCACUCCCACCCCCCACCACAGCACCCCUAACCCCUACACAGCACCUCUACCCCCUACACAGCACCCCCUACACCCUCUAGCACCCCUACCCCCCACAGCACCCUACCCCCCCACAGCACCCCUACCCCCACACAGCACCCCUACCCCCAACACAGCACCCCUACCCCCUACACAGCACCUCUACCCCCUACACAGCACCCUACACCCCUACACAGCACCCCUACACAGCACCCCCCCCCACAACACCCCUACACCCCCAGAGGCCCCUACCCACACAACACCUUCCCCCCCAGCACCCCCUCUACCCCCACACAGCACCCCUACCCCCCACAUUAGCACUCUUACCCACAACACAGCACUCUACCCCCAGCACAGCACCCUACCCCCAAGCACAGUACCUCCUACUCCCCCACAGCACCCCUACCCCCCCACAGCACAUCACCCCUAACUCCUACCCCCACACCGCACAUCACCCCUACCCCGCACACACACAGCACCCCUAUCCACCACACACACAGCACCCCCACACACAGUACCCCUCAGACACACACACAGCACUCCACACCCUUACACACAAACACAUACACUGCACCCCUCAAUGCAGUAUGUAUGUGUGUAUUCAGCAGUCUGUGUGUGUGUGUAUGUAUUCAGCAGACUGUGUGUAUUUAGCAGUCUGUGUGUGUGUGUUUGUGUGUAUUCAGCAGUCUCUGUGUGUGUGUACUCAGCAGUCUGUGAGUGUGUGUACUCAGCAGUGUGUGUGUAUUCAGCAGUCUGUGUGUGUGCAUGUGUAUGUAUUCAGCAGAUUGUGUGUAUGUACUCAGCAGUCUGUGAGUGUGUGUACUCAGCAGUCUGUGUGUGUGUGUAUUAAGCAGUGUAUGUAUUCAGCAGACUGUGUGUGUGUAUUCAGCAGUGUAUAUAUUCAGCAGUCUGUAUGUGUAUUCAGCAAUCUGUCUGUGUGUAUGUAUUCAGCAGUCUGUGUGUGUGUCUGUAUACAGCAGAUUGUGUGUACUCAGCAGCGUGUGUAUUCAGCAGUCUGUGUGUACUCGGCAGUCUUUGUGGGUGUACUCAGCAGUCUGUGUGUGUGUAUUCAGCAGUCUGUGUGUGUGUUUUCAGCAGUCUGUAUGUGGGUGUAUUCAGCAGUCUGUGUGUGUGGGUGUAUUCAGCAGUCUCUGUGUGUGUAUGCAUUCAGCAGUCUGUGUGUAUGUAUUGCAUUUGUUGGAGAUACUAAUAAAUAUAAGCUUAAUUUUAUCUAUUUAUAUCAUAAUUCAAAAUUUGUAUCAUUGAACUCUCUGUUGUGUUCUUCUUUUAAAACAAAAGUUGUUAAUUAGUUCGGACAACUGUAUGAGUAGUUUUUUUCUAAACUUAAACCUCAGUAUUCAGGUUUAAUUGCCAUGUUGGCAAUUUGAGGAAAAAAAAGUUGGCAUGUAUUGCGGUUUGGGCACUCGGGCUCAAAAGGUUCGCCAUCACUGCCCUAGACUUUAUUAGAUCAUCCAAGGCAAACUCAAACAGACAUCUUUGUUCAAAAGGCAGGUCACCUGUCAUAAAAAAAUCUCUGACAUUAUUUUAUAAUCGAUAGUGAUUAGACUGGUUCAUCAUCCAAAUCUUUUGUCAGUGAUAUUUUCAGUUUUUCCAGCUAGAUUAUCUGGGAAUUUUUGGAAUGAAGGUGCAUGUUUUUUCUUUUAGAAGUGGCUGAUUAUUUUUGGAAUGACUAUCCUUUGGCCCCAGACAGCACACAUGAUGUACUGGCCGAUUUAUAACUCCAGGGGUGUUAUUUUAUUUUGUGUUACAUGUUGCAGUGUUUACGAGGUGGAUUUGUGAAGAGUCAAAUAGUUUACUUAUCUUAUCUGGGCCCUUGCCAUAAAUCAUCCUGUGAGCUGCUGAUGCCUAGAACAUUCUCUGGAAAUUUAGCAAUAAGAUCCCUCAAACCUGACAUUUCCAUAAUAGGGAUAAUUGUCUUUUAUUCAAUCCAAUUGAGCAAAUGGAAUAUCAACUUUGGGCAAAGUUUCCAAUGCCUUCUCUUCCUCUUUCAAUGCUAAAAUUGAUUUAAAAUGUUUAGUAAUGUUGGCCUCUUUGGCUCUUUUAUUUUUUGUUUCACCUUCCUCUAAUUCCAUGAUGCUGGAUACUUCUUUAAUCAAUUUAAAUAAUUGUUCUUCAAAAGAUAGAGAGGUAUGCUGAAUAGACAUGUGUAUUCGUUAUCCUCCAGAUAACAGAUAAUUUUGGAAUACAGAAGCACUGGAAAUUACCGAAAACUAACACUUCUUAAUGAAUUGAGCCAAAAAAAAGUUUAAGAUAAAUUCGAUUUCACAAGGAUAACAAAUUAGGGACUUAUCUUUCAAGCAUCUGAAACAACAAAAUUAAAAAAAGGGCUCUAUUUGCUUAAUUUUGAUGUGUCAGCUUUUUAGUAGAUAGUUCCAUAAUUUGGUAUUCUUAUGUGGGAUUGCCAUAAUUAAGGGUAUCAAAUUAGGGACUUACCUACUAAGCAACUGAAAGAGCAAAUUUAGGAAAAAGGGUUUCGUAGAUCGCUCCCCUAAUUUUCACCUCAUGUGUAUUUCCCCUACUUAGGAUACCAAAUUAGGGCACUAUUUAGUAGCUUCCACCUCUAAUUUGAUACCCUGACGUGAGGUUCCCCUGCUUAGGAUACCAAAUUAGGAUGCUUUUAGUCAACGGCUCCUUAUGUGGGUUUCCCCUUCUAAGGAUAUCAAAUUAAGGAGCUGUUGACUAGAUGGCCCCAUAAUUUGGUACCCUGAUGUGGGAUUCCCAUGAUUAAGAUACCAGAUUAGGGCGAGUCAGAUUACAAACUGAGAACAUCCAUAGACUGCGAUCUGACUUGGGAGCCAUUACUGAAGUCUACACCCGCCAAAUGCAAACCUCAUGCUGCCAGUUCUGAUUCACCCCACCAACACAACCUGCCACUUGCCCACUGCAGGGCUAAAAGAAUAAAAUGCACUGCCUUACCAGUCUCCUAGUGCCCUCCCAGAGUAAUUAGGCAAAUGUUUUUACAAUUUACCUGGGCCCUGCCAGAAACCUGCUGUUGUCUCCCUGCUAUCAAAAAAUUGUGCCACUAUGUUAGGCCCACUGCUGAGAAAUGCAUGUUCUGGGUGUUCCCCCAAUUCCUAAAUUAGGCCCGGCUGUGUAAGGCUGUGCUCAUUGGAUGAGAGCAUUCAGCUGACAAUCUCAUCCAAUAAUCCAGUCCUGCACAGUAAAACCUAGCUAAGUGGAGUUGACAUAAGCUCCAGGACCACGGCAGUUACCCGUCAGGACCCAGGUAAGUUGUCAGAUCAGAAGGAGCCUCAGGGGUUUUCUGGCUCUAUAACCACUAAUGCCUAGGUACAUACCUUAAUGAAGUGUACUGCACAUGCUUAUGUUCCAGGAUGAGAUGAGACAUGUAAACAUGCAUUUAACUAUGUUACAAAAUGUAUUUAAUCUUAAUGUUAAUUUGAGAUUGAGAUAUAUAUAUAUAUAUUUUUGUCUGUUACAGGAGGAGAUGCAAAGCUUCUGUUAAUACUUUGUGUUUCGCCUUGUCAAAAGUUCACAGCGGAAUCACUGCAGACAUUAGGGUUUGGAACAAGAGCUCGUCAAGUGUCGAGGCCAUCAGCCAAGAAAAGAAAUCCAACUCUUUGUAAUAAAUCUAAGUAAAUUAUAGUACAAGAAAUAACAAUUGAUGAAUCUAUUAUUAGAGAUUGUUAUUGUGAUAACCCAAUAUGUAUAUAAAAAAAGCUGACUGUGAAAAUGUAUUGCAUAAUGUUAUUUAAUUGCUAUACAAGUUAUAAUAGAUGAAAAUUAUACAAUUACUGCCAAAUUCAAAGGCAUUCACUCUAUACUAAUACUUCUCUCUGCUACUUUUGAUAAGGCUGAUC